Messenger RNA from Limulus polyphemus (Atlantic horseshoe crab), 4820 nucleotides. RefSeq names its product FRAS1-related extracellular matrix protein 2-like. Gene Ontology annotation, biological process: cell communication. The record is from RefSeq and is a predicted model, not a curated record. The transcript has 19 exons. Gene Ontology annotation, cellular component: membrane. Lineage: Eukaryota; Metazoa; Arthropoda; Merostomata; Xiphosura; Limulidae. Bases 31 to 3423 code for a protein of 1130 amino acids.
CUUUUCUACUUUGGAGAACCUGAGUAUUGUAUGGAUGAGAGCGAUGGCUACCUUGAGGUAAAGGUAUGGAGGACUGGAACGGAUCUAAGUAAGCCUGCCAGCGUAACUGUCCGCUCUAAGCCUUCUGAACCGCCCUCUGCCGAGGCCGGUAACGAUUACGUUGGUAUCGGGAAGACUUUGGAUUUUCCUCCUGGAGUAACCUUAGAAACCUUUAGAGUCACCAUUUUAGAUGACCUGGGUCAGCCAGUCGUUGAAGGAUCGGAGACUUUCGAGUUAGUUCUGCGCAUGCCUAUGAACGCAGAGCUGGGAGAUCCAAGUCAGGCUUUGGUGACGAUUAACGAUUCCAUUUCAGACUUGCCAAUGAUGCAGUUUCGGGAUUCAGAGUACUUAGCCUUUGAAAACGAUGGAAAUGUUUCAGCCUACAUCUUACGUAGCGGAGACCUAAAUCACGUGACCACUGUUCGUUGCUACACUCGUCAGGACACUGCCAAAGUCGAAAAAGAUUUCAUUGAAAGGCCCAAUACUGAUGAUUCGCUCGUGUAUUUUGAACCAGGUGAGAUCGAGAAACCUUGCACGGUGAUCUUGGUGAACGACACUAUUCACGAGAACGACGAAAUGUUCCGGUUGAGGCUAGGAAGUCCAUCCAGUGAAACGGCAGGCGGAGCUUUACUUGGCCCAAAAAAUGUGACUAAAAUUUCAGUAAAGGAUACAGGAGAUCAACCUAUAAUCAAGUUCGAGAACGUCAGAUAUAACGUUAAAGAACCUCUGCAACCCGGAGAGGUCACAAUUUUAGAAGUGCCAGUUAUUCGAAAAGGCGACGUUAGCAAAUCAUCACAUGUCCGGGUUCAUACCAAGGAUGGUUCAGCAAAAUCUGGUAAAGACUACAGUCCUUUUUCGAAAGAACUGGAAUUCGGACAGAAUGUAAGCAAGAUAGUUAUAGAAAUCGAGAUUCUUUACAGUAAAGAAAAGGAACACCGUGAAGCCUUCACUCUUCAUCUUCGUCCAGACAGAGACAUGAUUGCUGAUAUAGAGGAUAACAAGGCGAUCAUUUACAUUCAAGAAGUUAAUAUUGUUGCUGACGUCACCUUCCCAUCAAAACCAGUGGUUGUUUCGUUGAAAGACUAUGACAAUGCCGUUGAUGCACUCAAUCCUAUCCCAGGAUACCCAGUUAUUUGUAUUACAGCCUGUAAUCCUAAAUAUCCAGACUACGAAAAAACAAAAGUCCUCUGUACUUUAGAAGGCAUCAAUGACACGUUGACAGAGUUUGGAUGGCGUGUGGCGGCACCUAGUGGUCAAGAUGGAGUCACGAGUGAACUGAAGAAUGUCGAAUCAAGAACGUUUUUCACGGACACUCACCACAUCACUUUGGAUAGCAUAUACUUCUCACCAGGGAGUCGCGUGCAGUGUGCUGCACGAGCUGUAAACCAGGAUGGUGAUGUAGGGUUAGAGUUGGAAAGUGCACCAGUUGUUAUUUCUAUCUCUGGUGGAUUAUGUUCACCACGUAUCGAAGGUUCUACUGGUGCUGAACCUUUUACUGCCAAGAUGAGAUAUACAGGUCCAAAUGAACAAGAUUAUCCCAACUUGAUAAAACUGACCGUUGUCAUUCCUCACCGAGACGGAAUGCUUCCCGUCAUUUCUUCCCAACCUCUGUCCAAUUUUGAGUUGACCUUGAGCCCAGACAACCUAAGGGUGGGCACUCAUAAAUGUUCGAACCUGCUGGACUACAACGAAGUACAAACCAAGAAUGGAUUCCUCACCAACGAAACAAAGAAUGCCAACGUUGUUGGUGAAGUGGAACCCUAUCAAUUCAAUUCAGAGUUAAGGACGGAACCCACGCUCAGAUUCUAUAGGAACUUAUACCUGGAAGCUUGCAUGUGGGAAUUUACGACAUAUUACGAUAUGUCGGAACUGGUGGCAGACUGUGGUGGCACCAUCAGCAGUGAUGGUCAGGUUUUGAAUUCAGUUCAGUCUUUUGUGUCUGUACGGGUGCCAUUGUACGUUUCAUAUAUCUAUCACUCGCCUGUUGCUACUGGAGGCUGGCAGCACAACGACCUGACGUCACACUUGAGAUUGACGUUCGUCUACGACACUGCCAUCUUGUGGAAGAAUGGUAUCAAAGCCCCCGAGGAGUCCCAACUUCAAGGAAAUCUCUAUCCUACUAGCAUGAGAAUACGAGACGAUGGAAGAUUAGUUGUGAAUUUUAGGACAGAACCUCGGUUCAAAGGGCAGUUUAUACUUAGUCACCCAGGAAGUGGGCUAACAUCAAUGGCGACGUCACAGGAUUACCCGGAACUGACUUGUACUUUAGAGCUGAUCCGCAGUGAACCGACCUACGCUCAACCUGAACAACAGUGGGAAUUUGUGUCAGAUCUAGCAGUCCGGGACUACUCUGGGAACUACAACAUUAAACUAAUACCUUGUACUGCUACAGCAGAAAUGGAAUAUUCCCGACCGCUGCAGUGUAACCCUCGUGAUCCCAUCACCUUUGAUCUCCAGGUCCGCUUCCAGCAGGUCAGCGAUCCAGUGCCAGCGGAGUUUAGUUUGAAUACUCAGUUCCAUUUAAUGCGAAAGAAGGCCCUCUGGGUGUCAGACGGCUCCAUGGGAUUCGGAGAGGACACGGAUGUGUCAUUUGUACCUGGAGACGAAGUUUUCGGAAGAAUCAUGGUAGACCCGGUUCAGAAUUUAGGAGAUUCGUUUCACAUGACGAUUGAGAAGUGCUUCUUAUGUACUGGAGAGAAUGGAUAUGUGCCCAAGUAUAACCCCGAUAAUUCAGAAUAUGGGUGCAUGGCAGAUUCUCCUAAUUUGCUGCAUAUCUUUAAAAUUAUUGACAGAGGCGCCCCCAACACAGCGAAAAGGAAUUUCAGAAAUGUGCCUUUUAAUGCUCGGCUAGCUGUUGACGACCUAGAUCCUGAAGUUGAUAAUUUAAAGAAACAACCUGGAGCUGAUGGUUUCCGUUUCGAUUCCGCGCCACUAUUUCAAGUGUCGUCUGGUACGCAGUGGUUUGUGCACUGUAUCUACACUAUCCGUUCUGAGAAGAAUGCUGCCAGGGGUAUUGGAAAACGAAGUAUUCCGCAUCAUGCCUUACAAAAUACAAAUCAGGCUCUCUCUCGGCGCAAGCGCGCGUCAAAAGAAAUAGAUGAGAUCGGCAAAGAUGGAGUUGGAACUAAUAUGAACCGAAUCCUGCUGGAUUACAGGAGUAAAACUGGGAUCGUGGCAGUAGAGCAGGAAUCGGGUGAUACCAGUGUCACUUGUUCUUUGUUAGUCGUGAUUGUCGUUGUCGUCGUUUUAGCCCGCAGAAAACGAACACCUGACACUAAAAAAUUCCCGCCUUCCCAUGCACCAACAGAGAUAUCUUCUAACGGUCAGACUCGACUCAUAGCACCUCAAUAUUAUACCAGUAGCGGGGAUAAUACCGAGGUUUAGCGUUUAAUAAGAAAUUGUACUAGAAGUAAGAUGGAUUUUGUUUGUUUGUUUUUUUUCUUUCUGGGAAAAAAAUCACUAUUAAAAAUACAAUUUAUGACAGAAAAAAUCCAAUAAAUAUCAUAAAAUUUAAACUCAUCUUUUCUGCACAAUAAUUAGUGAUAAGUAAGGGAUGCUGAAAGUUUUGUGCUCCGACAGAAAACAUCGAUAAAGCUGGAUGUUCUAUUUGAUUGCGUAGGCCUGCUCAUUAAAUGUCUACCUUACCGUUCUCCGCGUUCAUUUUUUUUAAUUCUCAUUUGUGUAAUUAAUGUGUGACUUUUUAAUAUUUUAUGAAACAGAACUGUUGGUAUUCCUUUUUUUUUUGAAACAUAUAUUUAAUCACAGUUUCAUUCUGUAACCACAUCUUCCGGUGGUUACUGUUUUUUUUUGUUUCGUUUUUCUAAGCAUUAAUGUUUUUGUGCCACGUUUUGGUUAUAUGUGAUAGUUAUGUAAAUUUAAAAAAUUUCAAUAAAAAGUAAUUUCAGAAUUUAUAAUAAUUUCCAAACCGCAUUCUCUGUAAUUAAAUACUAGAUAUUUACUGAGUGUUUAGGAUCGAACUAAUCUAAAAUUAAUGAAUAAAAUCAGCCUUACAGAAAUAGUUUUUCUGUGUAGUUUUGUAUAACGAAAGAGUAAUUCGUUUAUUUGCUGGUUGAACGUAAGACUAAUUCAUCUUCAAAUGUUUUUCACGACAACUUCAUCAUGUCUGUAUUUCGAGUGUGUUACAAUCUUCAGAAUUAGCACUGGAUUUUGAAGAUGAAAUUGAUAUUUUUGUAGGAAAAUUCUACCUAACAUAUGACGAAGAUCAACUUGCUGUACUGAGGAUUUAUCGUUGAAGAACAAAUGUUAAACCAUUGUCUCCUCAAAACUGGAAAAAUGUUCUGAAAUGUUCUGUUCAAAUAGUAUCUGUUUCACAUAUUUUCCGGUAAAUCUGAAAAUAACAUUUUUUACAGCAUUUAAUUUCCGUUAGAAAUUGAAGAAUAAGUUUGUUAUGUCAGUGGACUUUUUUUUUUUUUACUAAUCAUUAUGUAUUAUCAAAAAAGAACAAAAUAGCGGGAUUUUCAUCUGUCGUUUAUAUAUAUAUAUAUGUUCGUGUUUGUACUUAAAUUCACUGCCACGUUUUUGUGUUGGCGUUUCUUGUUUACGCCAUCUUGAAAACUAAUAGUUUUAACCUUAUUAACCACGCUUUUUUUUUCACUUAACCGCCACCUGUGAACACCUGUAUAGAGUUUGAAACUAUAGUCGCUGUUAGUAAUUAUUUCUUAUGAGUUUGUAAAACCAAUUGUAAGAACUAUGUUAAUAUUGGAUAACAACAGUCAUUUUUUUAAAAGAAAGAUGCUAAAUAAAGUGACUUUCUAUUUCCA